Musca vetustissima is the source of this 1035-nucleotide messenger RNA. RefSeq lists its product as uncharacterized. Gene Ontology annotation, cellular component: sarcolemma; sarcoglycan complex. The transcript has a single exon. Bases 1 to 1035 code for a protein of 344 amino acids. Lineage: Eukaryota; Metazoa; Arthropoda; Insecta; Diptera; Muscidae. The record is from RefSeq and is a predicted model, not a curated record. Gene Ontology annotation, biological process: muscle organ development.
AUGAAAGCAUUCGAAAAUACAUUUAUUCGUGGUCCAUCGCCUUCUUAUUCGGACGAAGUAAACUCAGAACAUGGCACUCUACCAAUAGCAUCAUUCCCUAUUGAAGCUGAACAAGAUAAACCUGAAAAGGUAUUUUCAACUAAAAUGGAAACUUAUUAUGACGAUCGACGGGCCAAUGUAGGCGUAACAAAUAAACAAGUGGCUCACGGACGUAAUACAUUUGCAUUUUGGACUAUUGUAGUCAUUUUGCUCGUUUUGACUAUUGGUAAUCUGCUGUUAACAUUGUCUAUCAUUGGUGUUCUACGCUUGGGUAAGGGGAUAUAUGGCAUGGAAGUUAUACCAGAGGAAGAUGUCGUGAAGUUUUAUGGCGAAACCGAUUUGGAUAGAGUAUUCUCUAAAAAUGUUGGUCUAUUUGAGGGAUUUUUAGAUGAUCCCGUGACUAUCGAAGGAGACAAUGGCCCCGUGUAUGUGCGCAUGCAUCAUCGAAAUAGUCACAGUUCCAAUCGUUUGGCAGUGGAAAAAUCUGGAGUGCAGUUUCGGGGAAUAAACACAUUUGAAUUAAAAGAUCCCAUAAAUGGAGAAACGAUUUUUACCACCCACCGCCCACAUUACUCAAUUCCAAAUGGUGCUAAUGUUCUAAUAUCUAAGGUGAAUAGUGCUAGUCGCAUAGUCAGUCCAGUAGAUAAACAUCUGGUGGUAUCCUCCCUGGACAAUCGUUUGUCCAUACGUGGUUCGGAGGGUAUACAUGCAGAUGCUGCCGAUGUAUACAUGAAAGCAGAGCAAAAUAUUUUAUUCAACUCAACGCAGGGUGCAACAUAUUUGGAAGGAGGCUCAGAGGGAAUAUUUCUCGAUAUGGAUAAAAUACCAAUUGUAAAUACAGAAAUGGGAUUACGAGCUGGUAGUGUACAAUAUAAAAUAUGUGUUUGCAUGCCGCAGGGAAUCGUGUUUCGCAUAGAAAUACCCCAAGAUCAUAAUGGUUCCAAAAUAUCAUGUAUCCACUUCAGCUCAAAGCACGAUCCAUGCAGCCACAAUUAA